Molecule: messenger RNA, 1209 nt
Organism: Balearica regulorum gibbericeps (East African grey crowned-crane)
Lineage: Eukaryota; Metazoa; Chordata; Aves; Gruiformes; Gruidae
Source: RefSeq, a predicted model, not a curated record
GAGUACCACUACGAGUACACCGCGUGCGACAGUACAGGUUCACGGUGGAGAGUGGCUGUGCCACACGUGCCGGGACUCUGCACCGGUCUGCCGGACCCUGUCAAGGGCACCGAGUGCUCUUUCUCCUGCAAGGCAGGUGAGUUCCUGGACAUGAAGGCGCAGGCGUGCAAGCCCUGUGCGGAGGGCACCUACUCUCUGGGCACUGGCGUCCGCUUCGAUGAGUGGGACGAGGUGCCCCACGGCUUUGCCAACGUCGCCACCAACCUGGAGGUCGAUGACGGUUUCGGUGACACGGUGGAGAACUGCACCGCGUCGACGUGGGUGCCACUGGGGGACUACGUGGCCUCCAACACAGACGAGUGCACGGCUACCCUCAUGUACGCCGUCAACCUCAAGCAGUCGGGCACUGUCUCCUUCGAGUACAUCUACCCUGACAGCAGCAUCGUCUUUGAGUGCUUUGUGCAGAACGACCAGUGCCAGCCCACAGUGGAGGAGUCGCGCUGGAUGCGGACAACGGAGAAGGGCUGGGAGUUUCACAGUGUGGAGCUGAGCCGUGGCAACAAUGUGCUGUACUGGCGGACCACGGCUUUUUCCGUGUGGUCCAAGGUCCCCAAACCAGUGCUGGUGAGGAACAUUGGCAUCACAGGCUGCCUCAGCUGCCCGGCGGGCACCGAGCCAGCGCUGGGGUUGGAGUACAAGUGGUGGAACGUGUUGCCCCCCAACAUGGAGACCACCGUCCUCAGCGGCAUCAACUUUGAGUACAAGGGGAUGGCAGCACCAGGGUGUCCCCGGGGAGGUGGGGGGACAUUGCCAUGGGGCAGAGCCUGGCAGCGUUCCCACACCGUCCCCAGCCCUCCGAGUCCAGUGCUGGAGGAUGCAGAGAGCAAGGAGGUAGCCAGGAUCACCUUCGUCUUUGAGACAGUCUGCAGCGUCAGCUGUGAACUCUACUUCAUGGUGGGCAUCAACUCCCGCACCAACACACCGGUAGAGACAUGGACAGGCCCCAAGGGGAAGCAGUCCUACACCUACGUUGUGGAGAAAAAUGCCACCAUGAGCUUCACCUGGGCUUUCCAGCGCACUCCCUACCAUGAGGCGGGCCGGCGGUACACCAGCGACGUGGCCAAGCUCUACUCCGUCAAUGUCACCAACGUGCUGGGAGGGGUGGCAUCCUUCUGCCGGCGGUGCGCCCCUGAGCCAGCUGGAUCCUGU